AUGACUUCAUUGCCCAAGAUAUUGGUAAUCGGGUCACCAAUCGGUCUAAUUCCCGAAGACCUGUGGGCCUCCUUCUCGUCACGAUACGACGUUUUACUUUACGACUUUCCAACCACUCACAGCUUUCACGAAGGCCUACAAAACGGACCAUGCAGCGAUAUCGUUGCCAUCGUUAGACUCGGGUUGAACAUUCCAGCAGGAGCCGCAAAAGUGGGACAAGGAUGGACAAAGGCAGCGCUCCCAUUCCUUCCAUCCAGCCUCGAGGCCAUUGUGAACUUUGGCCAUGGCUACGACGAGGAGGAUAUUCUCGGACUCGAUGCACGUGGGAUACGCUUUUUUAACACAACGGGAGGAACCCAGGCGACGGCCACUAUCGGGAUAUAUCUCAUUAUUGCUGCAUUCCGCCAAGUUAGUCGGUACGAAAGAAUGCUGCGCAACGGAGAUUUCCUUCCAGCACUGAGAGAUUCGGCCAAACACGCAGUAGAUCCGCAUGGCAAGAGCGUCGCGAUCAUUGGCAUGGGCUCAAUAGGACAGGCAGUCGCCCGACUGGCUGCCGCCCUAGGUAUGAGAGUACAUUGUGUCAAACGGCCUAGCUUGCAGCAUCUCAUAGAUGUGAGUAAGAAUGAGCACCAAUGCGGAGGCAGCCUUCCAAUUUUGACCUUGCAUGACGAUAUCAACUCCUUGGUCGCAACGGUUGACUGCGUUGUCCUGUCCUGUUCAUACACUCCCUCGACACAUCACCUUGUCGAUAAGGAACUGCUCGAAAGAAUGAAGCCUGGCGUUCGCAUUGUGAAUAUUGCCCGGGGUAAGUGCAUCGACGAGGGAGCUCUGUGUUACGCAAUCGAGAACGGGAAGGUCGGCGGCGUGGGGUUGGAUGUCCACUACAACGAACCCCAAGUCAACCCAAAGCUACUCUCAUACGACUGCGUCACUCUUCUGCCUCACAUUGGUGGACUCACCAACGAAACCAUGAGCAACCACGCAAUUAUGUGUCUAGAGAGAAUUGAUAGCUUCUUCCAAAAAUGA
This is a messenger RNA of Ilyonectria robusta, 1026 nucleotides long. RefSeq lists its product as uncharacterized. The transcript is spliced from 3 exons. Gene Ontology annotation, cellular component: cytosol. Gene Ontology annotation, molecular function: hydroxypyruvate reductase [NAD(P)H] activity; glyoxylate reductase (NADPH) activity; NAD binding. Lineage: Eukaryota; Fungi; Ascomycota; Sordariomycetes; Hypocreales; Nectriaceae. The record is from RefSeq and is a predicted model, not a curated record. Bases 1 to 1026 code for a protein of 341 amino acids.